UACUAUACAAUAUACUACUAUAAUAUAUUACAAUAAUAUACCACCUCCAGGGUGUGAUUUGAAAGAAAGCAGUGGAAUGAAAUGGUAGGUUGAUGGGGCUGGAACGAACCUUGGAGGUCAUCUAGCCCCCCCCCAUUUUCCCUCUUCUCCCACCUCGUAUCCUGGAUAAAUAAUUGUCCAGUUUUUUUCUCUUGAAAACCUCCAGCGAUGGAGCAACCACAACUCUGGGAGGCAAGCUGUUCCCUUGAUGAAUUGUUCUUGCUCUCAGGAAAUCCCUGCUUAAUUCCAGGUUGGAUUUCCCUUUGAUUGGCUGCCACCUAUUGCUUCUUGUGCAAAAGCAGCCUAGACUGGGACAGUUUACCUCCUUGGUUUCACUCCUGCACCAUCCUUGGAGGUCGUCUCGGCAGAGAACCAGGAUCUUUCUCUAAUCCAGCAGGAGCCCUGAAGUGCUUCCUGCAAGUUUUGGGGCACGGCUCCCCAGUUUGCUUGCUGUGAGCCAUACUGGCUGGCGCUGAGCGAUGCUUGGUUGCUUCUCUGCUAUAGAACAAAGUCUCUGGUGAAUUUGGGAGCUUGCAUCUCCUCAUUUUAUAUUCCAAAAAUGAUCCAGCCGAUUGCCUCAGGAGCAAGAGACUAAAGGAGCAGAAUCCCCCGAAGUCUUCUACAACCCAAACUCUGGCUUUUGACAGUGACCGUUUUCCUCCAUGCAGCAUCAACAAGCACGUUUCCUCCUGGUUGGGGAAGGAAACUUUUCCUUCUCGGUCCAUCUGUACAAAGAAAGAGGCUGUGACACUCAUAUUAUUGCUACCUGCUACGAUAGUGAAGAGUCUAUAUCUGAACAAGCUUUCACCAAAUCCAAUGUACAGUUUCUGAGAGACAAAGGUGCUGAAGUCUACUUUUCUGUCAACUGCACAAAACUGAAGGAAUACUUCUUGCCAACUAUGAGGAAUUUUGACCGUAUUUAUUUCAAUUUCCCUCACUGUGGAAAAAAGGCUGGAAUAAAAAAGAACAGGGAGCUUCUUGCCAAGUUUUUCUGCAGCUGUGCAGAUGUUCUGGCAGAGAAAGGAGACGUCCACGUGGCACUUUGCAAAGGACAAGGGGGCACCCCUGCAGACCAGCCGGUGCGUGAGUGGCACAACAGCUGGCAAGUGGUGGAGAUGGCCGCAGAAGCAGGAUUUCUCUUGAGCGGCAUCGAGCCAUUUGAUGUCAGAGACGUCGGUGGAUAUAAAUGUACAGGCUACAGGAAUCAGGAUAAAUUUUUCUGCAUCGAAGGCGCGUUGAAUCACAUAUUCACCAGGAGUGUGCCAUUUCUGUAUUCUCAACCUUUGAUUUGCAAAGUGAAGUUGGAAGGCGAAUUCGUGUCCUGCCAAAUUCCACAGAUGUUCCUAGAUAAGAUAAACAGGAACUUCUUAGGUAUUAAUUCGAAGCAUCCUGUCAGAACCAUAAAUGAAAAACUAAUCGAUGGCCUCAGCAGAUCAUUCGCAGUUCAGAAGGCGAAUUCUUCAUUUCCCUUGGUGUUCAAAGACCCUUCUGCUUCUCCUUCCUCAGACGCCUUUUGGGUGAUUCCUGUUGCCAAAAGUCACCCUGAAAUUAAGUCUGCGGCUUCUAAAAAUGACCCUGGAACUGAUCAAGAUUUGAGUUGGACCUUAGGACAAUAUUACCUUCGGCCUUCCCUGUUGGUUUUUCUUCAUUCUAUUGUAAAACAGAGGGACUUUUCUCCUCGGAGUCUGUUGGCCCUCAGCGGACUGGCUUUUAAAAAAUGUAAAAUUUCUGUUCAGGUGCCUCCUAUUUUUCACGAGGCCCUCUUUAUCUGUGCCCUUAAGGAAGGUGGAGAAGAUGCGCAGCUCCUGAUGGAGAUCCUCGUGGGCACAUUAAACUCUUUACUCCCGUCAUCUGACGUUAAGUUGACCUUUCUGAACCAGGAGCCAGAAAGCAGUGAGCAGGAGGCCUUUCUAUCUUCUCCAGAACUGUUUCUGCUCAACCCAAAACACGCCGUGACGGUGAGCUGCCAGGGCUUUGAUUCUGGCCCCAAGGAAUUUCGUGUCGGGACAAUAAGCAUCGUUCGCUGGCAACCUCCGAGCGUUCACCAAAACAUGGCUUGCAUCUCCUUGAACCUCGAUCUUCUGGCCAUGUGCGCGUGUGGCAUUUCUGACUGGCGGAUGCUCUGGACUCCGGACGAGCGUUUUGGCAGCCAGUUUUCAGGGGGCCGCUUAGGCCUUUUCCAGAGCUUUUCCCUCCAUCCACCGACCUACGUCCACGACAUCAGCUUCUGGCUCCCAGAGGCAGAAAUGUUCUGUGAAGUCCAGUUUCACUCCAUUGCCAGGCAUGUGUCUUUGGACACGGUUGCGUCUGUCCGGCUGCUUGACCGUUUUCAGCGGCUGGGCACAGCGCCCGCCACCAGCCUGUGCUACAGGCUCACUUACCAGUCGUGUGACAAAGCGCUCGGUCGCCCCCAGGUGGCAGCCAUGCAGAAGGAGCUCAGGGAAGAACUGCAGCGUUGCCUCCGGGUGAUGGUUAGGGAAGAGAGGGGGGGGGGAACAAUUGCGCCUGCGCCGUGCCCACACCGAGGAUGGCGGCGGCCGGCGUCGCGUCCCCGCACUGAGCGCCACGAGCCCGGCCGCCUGCCCACACUCGGCAUGGCAGCCAAGGGGGGCCGGCAGCGGCCUCGAUGGGGCGGUGGGGAUUCGGCGGCGCCUGCCCGGCAGCGAGACGAGGGUCCUGCGCCGCAGCCGGCCGCCGAGGAGAACAAAGCCGAGUCCUCAGGAACCAAAGCAGGCCACGUCUGGGCUCCUGAAGGAUCAACGGCUUUCAAGUGUCUAAUCUCAGCCAGGUUCUGUGCAGCUUUGCUGAGUAACAUCUCUGACUGCGAUGAAACCUUCAACUACUGGGAGCCUAUGCACUACCUCGUUUAUGGCAAAGGAUUCCAGACGUGGGAAUAUUCUCCUGUUUAUGCCAUUCGCUCCUAUGCGUACCUGUGGCUCCAUGCUCUGCCGGCCCUCUUCCAUGCUAGAGUUCUCCAAACAAACAAGGUCCUCAUCUUCUACUUCCUGCGCUGCCUUUUGGCCUUCCUGAGUUGCGUUUGCGAGCUUUAUUUUUAUAAGGCAGUGUGCAAGAAGUUUGGGCUUCAUGUGAGCAGGCUUAUGCUGGCUUUCUUGAUUCUUAGCACCGGGAUGUUCUGCUCGGCCUCAGCCUUCCUUCCCAGCAGCUUCUGCAUGUAUUGUACCAUCGUAGCCAUGACAGGCUGGUACAUGGACCGAACAUCCUUGGCAGUCCUGGGUGUGGCCGCCGGAGCCAUUGUGGGUUGGCCGUUCAGCGCAGCGUUGGGCCUCCCAAUUGCCUUCGACUUGCUGGUCCUGAAGAGGCGGUGGAAGAGUUUCCUGCAGUGGUCCUUGGUGUCCCUACUGGUGUUUCUGGUGCCCAUGGUGGCCAUCGAUAGCUACCACUAUGGGAAGCUGGUGGUAGCCCCUCUGAACAUCAUCUUGUAUAACGUCUUCACCCCACACGGGCCAGACCUUUACGGCACGGAGCCCUGGUCCUUCUACUUCAUCAACGGCUUCCUGAACUUCAACGUGGCCUUCAUCCUGGCCUUGCUGGCUUUGCCCUUGACCUGCCUGAUGGAGACCCUCCUGCAGAAGUUUCGUGUCCAAAACCUGGGCCGCCCGUACUGGCUGACACUUUCUCCCAUGUACAUCUGGUUCCUGAUCUUCUUCAUCCAGCCGCACAAAGAGGAGAGGUUUCUGUACCCCAUCUACCCCCUGAUUUGUCUCUGCGGAGCAGUGGGGCUCUCGGCCCUCCAGAAAUGUUAUCACUUUGUCUUCCAACGGUACCGUCUGGAGCAUUACACCGUCUCUUCCAACUGGCUGGCGCUGGGCACCGUCCUGGUCUUCGGCCUGCUCUCCUUCUCCCGCUCGGUGGCUUUAUUCAGAGGUGGGUCUGGGCAAGGCAAGGAGGCAUCCUGGGGUCUACGACCAUUUGCCACGGCCAGCUCGCCAUGGGACAAGAGUUACACUAAUAUCAAAGAGAUUGGCGGAAUAGACUCAUUAAAGAAAGGAUGCAAAAGGAGGGGCAGAAUGAAAUGGGAACGCGAGUUGCCUAUGUUGGGUCAUGAAACGUCUGCAAGAAAACCAGUCUUGCCGGAAGGAGUUCCUCUGGCAGGGCUGGGACCAGCUGCCCUCUUCCUGCUGCUCGGGCAGCUUUGCUCAGAGCAGCAGCCCCCCCCCCCCCCCCCAGCAGCCUGCCUGAAGCCAGAGAGACCCCUCCCUCACCGAGGCUCUUUCCUCCCGCAGUUCGACCUCUCCAAAUGCCACUACCUGGUGGAUCUGGACAGCCCCGACGAAGCUCCCCGGGAGCCCAGGUACGCGGCUAACAAGGAGGAGUGGAUCACGAUCGCUUACAAGCCUUUCCUGGAUAGCUUAAGAUCCUCAAGGUUGUUCCGGGCUUUCUACGUUCCUUUCCUCUCCGACCAACACACAAACUACAUGAACUACACCAUCUUGAAGCCUCGGCGGGCGAAACUCGGCCGGAAGAAAUCGGGAGCCUAGAAAGGAUUGAAGAAGAGACACUCCCAGCUUCCUCUUUGGAUUUUGGGAUCCUCUCCCCAAUUUUGUGAGUUCCGGCCUAGGAGAGAAAGAAAAGAAAAGAAAAGAAAAGAAAAGAAAAGAAGAAAAGAAAAGAAAAGAAAAGAAAAGAAAAGAAAAGAAAAGAAAGAAAGAAAGAAAGAAAGAAAGAAAGAAAGAAAGAAAGAAAGAAAGAAGAAAAACUUGUUCUGUUGGUGACGGUUUCCCGUUUUGUCGGCAAGAUCCAAUGGUUCCUUUUCACACACACACACACACACACACACACACACACAGGGGAAAACAUUUUACCAGGUAUUUUUAAUGCUGGUUAAGGAAGCCAAAAGAGCAGAACUGGAUUCCUGGCUGCAGAGCAGAGCAGAGCUGGGCUGGGCAGGGCUGCUGUGGGGCCUGGGGUCAUUUCCAACCCCCCCACCCCCCCCCCCCCCCCCCCCCUUCUCUUU
Molecule: messenger RNA, 5014 nt
Organism: Notechis scutatus (mainland tiger snake)
Lineage: Eukaryota; Metazoa; Chordata; Lepidosauria; Squamata; Elapidae
Source: RefSeq, a predicted model, not a curated record